Messenger RNA from Cadophora gregata, 255 nucleotides. RefSeq lists its product as uncharacterized. The record is from RefSeq and is a predicted model, not a curated record. Bases 1 to 255 code for a protein of 84 amino acids. NCBI's taxonomy places the organism in Eukaryota, Fungi, Ascomycota, Leotiomycetes, Helotiales, Ploettnerulaceae. The transcript has a single exon.
AUGGCAUGGCUCAAGAACUUCUUGCGCUACGAUCAGUUCUGCGACAUCCUUGAUGAGGCAAAAAAGGCCGAAAGACUUGUCAUUGGUCGUCGACUUGCCGAGGCUGCUUGGUACAAGGUCGUGGUUCAGGCAUACAAGUCCAUGGAUGAAGGAAUGGAGCAACGGGAGGGGCAUGCAUUCCAGGCAAACUUAGAGUGUGUCAGUGAUUGUUUGGCACGGGUUAGUCCAAAUUCUUUCAUGCAUGCGAAAUCGUGA